Galleria mellonella (greater wax moth) is the source of this 2346-nucleotide messenger RNA. Its product is annotated as zinc finger protein 16-like. The record is from RefSeq and is a predicted model, not a curated record. Gene Ontology annotation, biological process: regulation of transcription by RNA polymerase II. Gene Ontology annotation, molecular function: RNA polymerase II transcription regulatory region sequence-specific DNA binding; DNA-binding transcription factor activity, RNA polymerase II-specific; zinc ion binding. The coding region runs from base 233 to 2293 and encodes 686 amino acids. The transcript has 14 exons. Gene Ontology annotation, cellular component: nucleus. Lineage: Eukaryota; Metazoa; Arthropoda; Insecta; Lepidoptera; Pyralidae.
UUUUUUGUUGAUUGUCGUUUGUUUGUUGUAUAUUUGUGAUGUGUAUAGCACUUUUAUGUGUUACUUUACUUAAUUUUAUAAUUUUAACGAAUUUUUGAAUAUAUUUGCCAUAUAAAUAAAUUUGUAAAUACAACUACGGAAUGUAUAACGAAUUCGCAUUUAAAAAAAUAAAGUGUUAAUGAUUAUGUUUUAGUACGAUAAGUAAAAUUAUUAUAUUUAAAUUAUUAUAAGAAUGGCUCAAGUAGCUCUCUGUAGACUAUGUCUGGCAGACGAUGUACGUUUGCACAACCUGGCUGGUACGGCACUUCAAGAAUUUUAUGAAAAAAUAACCAAUGUAUCGCUUGUGACGGGUGCGAAGCCAGUAACAGCCUGCUACAUCUGCUACGCACAACUGAAGAAAUAUCAACAGUUUCUUGAGAAGUCUGUAAAAGCUAAUGAACUAUUAACGCAAAUACUGAGCUGCGGUGUUGAGCUAACACAGAAAUCAGUAAGCGUGAUUGACAGACAAACUCACAGAUUAACACACGCGUUGCAAAUUUCAUCAGUACAAUGUAUAGCAAUAGUGGAAAAUGAAUCAAAUCCAAUUAGAAUAAAAGAAGAACCCGCAAUGUAUGACAGUGAAGUAAAAGGUGAAAACGCCAAGGAUACUGCCGUAAAGAACACAUCACAUGUAACAGAUUCAGAAGAUGAUCUCCCCCUGAAGGAUAUUAGUAGCAGAAGGAGAGAUGGGAACAAAUGGAAGAGAUCCAAGAAACAACCACUCGUCUCGCCUAUUAAAUAUGAAAUGGCAGAAGUAAAUGGAGACCAAGGAAAAAGUGAGACGAGAAAUGGUGAUAAAGAAGAAGCAGAAGGCAACCAUACAUUAGGAUCCGACAACAUACAUUCGGAUUCCGAAGAUGAUUUGCCUCUACAUAAUAUCGGUAAUGACAAAGAGAGAAAGGAGACUCCAACAACUAGUAAAAAGGGAGUAGAAGAGAAAAAAAGACUUAAAAAAGAAUACAAAAUGGAGGCGCGAGAAAUAAUACUGACGAAGGAGCAACAGCUGGAAGAGUUAAUGGAACGGUCGAAGUCGUUAAACUAUUUGAACUCGCCGUACAAAUGUAACUUGUGUUAUAAAGGAUUCGUGGAUCUGAGAGCUUACGUCAACCACAGGGAAAAACAUGAUGAGCGCAGCGGUGCGUACGAGUGCGCCGUGUGCCGGCUGCGCUACGGCAGCCGCCGCCAGCUGCGCGCGCACGCCGCCGCCGCGCACGCGCGCCGCUACGCCUGCGCACGCUGCCCGCACCGCGCUCACACCGCAAAUCAGGCAAGAGAACACGAGAAGUGGCACAACGGGUACACGUAUGAAUGCCAGCUAUGCAGUCAGAAAUUCAGGAAGCCGACGUCGUACCUGACGCACACGCGCAAGCGGCACGCGAGCGAGCACGUGUGCGCGGCGUGCGGCGUGGGCUGCGUGGGCGCGCGCGGCCUGCGCAUGCACCGCAGCAAGGCGCACCGCCGCGCCGCCGCGCACCUAGCCAUAGAAAAUCCCGAAGAACCCGAGACUGAUAGAUUUUGUGCGGAAUGCAACAUACAAUUUGCCAGCAUAGAGGCGUGGAAGCGUCACAUACUCAGCUCGGUCAAGCACAAACUGGCCAGUGAAAACAGCUCGGAGUGCGGCAUCUGCGGGGCGGCGGUGGCGGGCGAGGCGCGGGCGCAGCACCGGCGGCUGCACGAGCGGGCCCUGAGGAACACCGCGCCCGUCCCCGCCACCACACACGCGCACACAAGGCUCGCCUGCGACCAGUGCGGUGCCAACUUCGUGAACCGAUCGAAACUGCAGGCACAUAUCAAGAGGAUCCACCUGGGGCUGAAGUACAACAAAAACAUUGUAUGCGAAAUUUGUGGCAAAAAGUGUACCUCAAACGCCUCGCUGCGCUACCAUCAGCGGACACACACGGGCGAGAAGCCGUACUCUUGUUCCACAUGCUCGAAGCGGUUCUCUGAUAACAAUCAACUGAGGAUACACACGAGGACGCACACUGGUGAACGGCCGUACUGCUGCGCCGUGUGCGGCAAGAGGUUCAGCCAGAAGCCAGCCCUCAACAGACACUACAGGGUACACACUGGAGCGAAGCCAUACGCAUGUCAGUUCUGUUCGAAAACCUUCAGCCAGUCGAACUCCCUAAAACUCCAUGUCAGGACGGUGCAUUUGAAAUUGCCGUCUACUAACAAGCGGAAUAAGGUUCAAAGUCAAGAGGACAAAGAGAAGAAAUCCAUAGACAAUUCUGUACAAACUGUACAAACUUUAUAAUUGCAUAAACAAACAGUAAUGUAAAAAAUAAAAUGUGUUUACUUCAGUAUUAA